This is a messenger RNA of Octopus sinensis (East Asian common octopus), 3643 nucleotides long. RefSeq lists its product as uncharacterized. The record is from RefSeq and is a predicted model, not a curated record. The coding region runs from base 627 to 1889 and encodes 420 amino acids. The transcript is spliced from 5 exons. Lineage: Eukaryota; Metazoa; Mollusca; Cephalopoda; Octopoda; Octopodidae.
AGUGUAGCUAUCAUGCAAGAUGUAUCUUCCUUCGUUUCUAGUCUUCCGUGGAACAUCUGAGCUCGUGGAAAUAUUACUUUGCUCGAGGGUGAGGGUUGGCGACUGGAAGAGCAUCGGACAUUAGCAAAUCUGCCUCUCCGAAUUCUAUCUGAUCCCCUGCAAGCAUAGAGAAGUGGAUGCUAAAAUGAUGACGACGACGAUGGUGAUGAUUACUCUAAGCAGUUAUUUGAUGCGCUAGUAAUAGCGGCAGAAUCCUUAAAUCACAUUCUGUAUCCUAUUUAAAAAAAAAAAUCUAAAACAAACAAAAGACAAAACUCAUUGAUUAAUAUACUCUUAGCUAAACGAACAUGAGAUUGUAAGAAGUGAAGCACCUUUGAUUACAGGUCUUUCCAAGUAAGGUUGGCCUAGGUUAAACAAGACUUGCUGGCAUGUAACUAUAAAGAAAUAUGGAAAAGAUGUGCAAAUUAUUCAAUUAUUUUCAACAGCUGGACAAGUUACUUGAGGCUAAAACUUUCACCAAAUCACUUUAGAAAUCUCAGCAGGGUGAUCUUUCAUAAUUCUGACUGUAAAUAAACCUCAAAAGUAAAUAAAAACAAAAACCAGUACAGUGGAAUAAAACACCAAACAUGAAUAUCUUUUCUCGUGAAAAAUUAAGCAAUAAUGCUUUGUAUAGGCUGAGGGAAUCAAGAUGGUGUGGAAUCUGUAGAACACCAUGUAUUUGCAUUAGGAAUAUCCCAUUAAAACUAGUUCAUCAUUGUUUUAUUACUACUCUGGAAUUGAUAAGCAUGGUUUGCCGAUUCCGAACACUCAAGGCUGUUCUCUUCACUGUGAUGAGUGUUGGCACCUUAGCCUUUUUGCUGAUCAUCCAGAACCAUCAUAGUAUGAUCAACAUAAGCAGCCGUCUUGAUCCAAUCCCAAUCACAACCAAAGCACCCCAGCCACCACCACAGAAGUACCUCAUAUAUUAUUGUGACAAAUUGACUCGGUGUCUAGGAUGGGGUGACCGGCAGCGAGGUAUAAUGUCUGCCUAUGUAAUGGCUAUGGCUACAAACCGGACAUUCGGUAUCAUAAUGACAAAACCAUGUCUGCUUACGAAAUUCUUUGUUCCUAAUCAAGUCAACUGGAAUGUGAACAUGUCUGACAUUCAACAUCGCAGUGCACAGUAUUUUGAUCUCAAUAGCAACGACAUGUUCACCAAAACACUAAACACGGUAAAUCUUGAAGCCCUGUUUCAUGCUGACGUCAUCUACCUAGUUACCAAUCGAUGGUAUAUUAAUCCGUUAUUAAAAAACUCACGCUACCGACGUAAAUUGAAGGAUCUCGACAGAAUGAGUUGGAGAAAGAGCUUCGCCAAAGUCAUGGACCAGAUGUUUCGACAUAGUAACUAUAUGAAUGAUAAAAUUGAGAGCACUCUAAAACGAUUUAUUCCCAACAACACCACAAAGCUAGUGUGUUCUCAAAUUCGUCUCGGAACUAAUCCCACAAUUCCUUUGGAUUUCCGUGUCCGUAAUAAGUACUCUUCAGUUAGUGUUGUAUGGAAGUUUUUACAGAGGUACAGCAAUUCUACAUACAAGAUAUUUGUUUCCACAGACUCUCAGACUGUUCGAAUGAGCGCAAAGAAACUGUUUGCUAAACAGAUUGUGGAUGUUGAGGGUGCUAUAGUACAUGUUGACAGUUAUGAACCAGGACAAGAUGAGUUUGCUUGCGGUGGCUUUGAGAAAGCCCUGCUUGAUCAGCAUAUUCUUUCUCUUUGUGACAUCCUGGUAAUUAGUAGAGGUGGGUUUGGUUUUAAUGCCAUCUAUGUACGCAAAAAGAACAGUAGCGUCUAUAUCUUCCAUGAUGGUAAAGUCAAGCCACUUGACUGCAACAAAAGUCAGUUGUGUUACUGAUAGAAUGAUUCUGUUCUUUACUCCUUCCCUAACAGACAUAUUACAUACAUACAUACAUACACACACACAUGUACAUGAAAUGCAUACAUGCAUUCUUAUAUACAUUAUGCUCUAAAACGUGGAUGAGGUUUUUUUUUGUUUUUUUUUUUUUAAGAUUCCAUCCACCCGGUCUGCUGAUGCAAUAUUAGUGAAUUCUAUUGCCCCGAUCUACUCCUGGCCUCAGUCCCUCAAUAAUUUGCGACCAUUAUUCUCUGUGCCCCCCCAUAAGCCUAUGACUGUACAUUCUUUAGUGGAUGUAUUGCGACUAGGUGGAAAAAAUAUAAAUUAGUUUCCAUAUGCCAUGUUACCCCCCUCCCACCCACUCCAUCCCUUCCAAAUUAUUCCAUACCUUCGGUUUUGUAGAGGAUGGAUCUGUAAAUGCAGUAAUACUCUUUUUCAUCUUGUACAUAUAUCCUCCAACAAUAUUCAGGAACACACACACACACACAUGCACACGCACACACACUCACACACACUCACACUCUAAUACACACACAUGCAUAUAUUUAUGAAUGUGUAUGUAUGUGUGUGUGCCCAUGUGUGACCUAUGUAUUUUAAUAAAAUUAAUAUUUGACUCUUGUAGUUAUUUCACUGGAGCCUUUAAAAAAACAGAAAAUAAAAAAAAAUGAAAAAAAAUUUCUUUCUUUCUAGAAUAAACCUAUUAAAUUAAAAGAAAAAAAAAAUAUUUAGAAAUUUUAAUCUUGGUGGGGUUGUGUGAAAUAGCAAGAUAAAAAAAAUUUUAAAUUCUUUAACCUCCCUCCCCCAUUCCCUGGUCUUUCAAAUAUCCUUUCAUCACAUUUUUUCAUGAUUCAAUAUUGAAAAUGCUAACUUAACUCUUUGAUCCUUUUCACUAGUUCUCGAAAGUUUUCAAAGUACUAUAGAUAAGAUGGCCGUAACUAGGAGAAAAACGGCUGACCAUUUUGGUUAGGAAGAAGGAUGCUAAACAUGUUUUAACCCUUUAAGCAUUCAGAUUACUCUGUCAAAUGUAAUGCCUAUUUAUUCACAUUGUUUUGAAUUAAUCAUGCAUUAUCUCAUAGCUUUGAGAUUUCUAAGAUGUGAUUGUUUAUUUUUAGAAUGACAUUGUAGUGUAGGUGUGAGAGGCAGAAUCUGGCUGUCUGUGAACUUAAAACUGGUAGCACAUUUUGUCCUGAUAUGGCUGGUUAAAUGUUAAAGGGUUAAUUUCUAUUGAUCAAGAAUAUUGUUGCCUUACAGGAUCAGUGUAGAUAAGUUGGUGGGUGGCUAGCAAAAAUUAUCAAUGUGAAUUUUGACAUGGUUGGAGUUUUUCUGAUUAGAAAAAAAAAAAAACCUUAUGGGUCAGGAACAUUUAAGCAAUUGAUUUUUGAACCCAGUGAACCAAAUUAUAUUUGGUAACCAGAUGAAGGGCUAAGUAAUUGACAUGUAUAGGUAGGGUGGGGGUCUGUAGAAUAGACAUGUUUAGCUUUUUGUGUGGUGAUUCUUGAGUGUUCAGUUAGCUAAUACUACUACUACUUCUACUACUACUAUCCACUUACCAUAUAUUUACUCUGUACUGUCAUCACAUCUGAAGGGCUACUACCCAAGAGUUACCUAGCCAACUUUAGAUAGUCACCAUCUGUUUGUAAAUAUUUUUGACUUUAUCUGCUUACUCAUUUUCUUUCACUCCCUUGGAAAUUUCUUUAUCAAUAACCCCCAAAACCAAAUAAAAAGCAAAGAAAAAUACCCCGAAAAAAAAAAGA